Lampris incognitus (smalleye Pacific opah) is the source of this 2253-nucleotide messenger RNA. RefSeq names its product dihydropyrimidinase-related protein 2-like. The record is from RefSeq and is a predicted model, not a curated record. The coding region runs from base 1 to 1923 and encodes 640 amino acids. The transcript is spliced from 14 exons. Gene Ontology annotation, molecular function: hydrolase activity, acting on carbon-nitrogen (but not peptide) bonds, in cyclic amides. Gene Ontology annotation, cellular component: cytosol; cytoplasm. NCBI's taxonomy places the organism in Eukaryota, Metazoa, Chordata, Actinopteri, Lampriformes, Lampridae.
AUGUCGACCACGGGAGAAGUCCCCGCUUUCUUCAAGAAAAUGGGCGCCGAUAGCCCGAAGCCGCGGCAGAAAUUCUGCGGCAUGUUUUGUCCGGUGGAGGGCUCGGCGGAUAACAAGACGCUGGACUUUGAUUCGCUCUCCGGGGGCAAAGGGAAGCGUGACGGACGAGUCAUUGACAGACAGACGGACAUUUCCCAACCGAGGAAGGUGGAGAUAAGGGGGAGCACGGGGAAAGAAGCCUUACAGAAUCUGGAUGAUAGGUGUGACAGCCUCCUGAUCAGAGGAGCAAACAUCGUGAAUGAUGACCAGUCCUUCUUUGCUAACAUCUAUAUAGAGGGUGGCGUCAUCAAGCAAAUUGGGGAAAACUUUGUUGUGCCUGGUGGGGUGAAAACCAUUGAUGCCAAUGGGCGGAUGUUGUUUCCAGGGGGCAUCGAUGUGCACACACGUUUCCAGAUGCCUGAUCAAGGCAUGACAGCAGCUGAUGACUUUUACCAGGGCACCUGUGCUGCCUUGGCAGGGGGCACCACCAUGAUCAUGAACCAUGUGGUACCUGGGCCCGGUACCAGUCUGAUCGCUGCCUUUAAUGAAUGGUAUGAGUGUGCCAACGCCAAAAGCUGCUGUGACUUCUCCCUGCAUGUGGAUAUUAUCCAGUGGCACAAGGGAGUCCAGGAGGAGAUGGAAACCCUUGUUAAGUACCACGGUGUCAACUCUUUCCUGGUCUAUCUGGCCUACAAGGAUGUUUUCCAGCUUACUGACUAUCAGGUGUAUGAGGCAUUCAGUGUGAUCCGUGAUCUUGGAGCCAUUGCCCAGGUUCAUGCUGAGAACGGGGACAUAAUCGCUCUGGAGCAACGCAUGAUGUUGGAAAAGGGUAUCACUGGGCCUGAGGGACAUGUUUUAAGUCAUCCUGAAGAGUUGGAGGCAGAGGCUGUCAACCGCUGCGUGAUCAUGGCCAAUCGGACCCAUUGCCCUCUGUAUGUCACCAAGGUGAUGAGCAAGAGUGCCGCCAACGUCAUCACCAAGGCCUUGAAGAAGGGCACUUUGGUCUAUGGGGAGGCGAUCACUGCUAGUCUGGGAACAGAUGGCUGCAACUACUGGAACAAGAACUGGGCCAAGGCGGCUUCCUAUGUCAUGUCUCCCCCCCUGAGCCCCGACCCAACCACGCCUGACUUUCUUAACACUCUGGUCUCCAGUGGUUACCUGCAGGUCACUGGCAGUGCCCAUUGCCCCUUCGACACCCCCCAGCGGGCUGUGGGCAAGGAUGACUUUACAAAGAUCCCUGAGGGGGUCAAUGGCACUGAGGAGAGGAUGUCAAUUAUAUGGAAUAACUGCGUGGGGACGGGUAAGAUGGAUGAAAACCAGUUUGUGGCAGUGACCAGCACCAACGCAGCCAAGAUCUUCAACCUGUACCCCCGAAAGGGCCGUAUUGCUGUGGGCUCUGAUGCUGACCUGGUGCUGUGGGAUCCAAACAUUACCAAGAUUAUCUCCGCUAAGAGCCAUAACUCAAAAGCGGAUUACAACAUCUUUGAGGGCAUGGAGGUGCGCGGUGGGCCCCUGGUGGUGAUCAGCCAGGGUAAGAUCGUCCUGGACGAAGGUAACCUCCGCACCACCGAGGGUUCAGGCCGCUAUGUUGUUCGCAAACCUUUCCCUACCUUCAUCUACAAGAAGCUAAAGACCCGCAGCAGGCUGGCUGAGCUGAAGGGAGUCCCCAGGGUACAGUACGAUGGACCGGUGUGCGAGGUGCCUGUCACCUCUGAAACCGUGACUGCUGCCUCCCCUGUCAUUCAAACCCGCCGGCCUAUCCGCAACCUGCACCAGUCUGGAUUCAGCCUGUCUGGGGCUCAGAUUGAUGACGACAUUCCUCGCCGAAGCGUCCAGCGCAUUGCCGCACCACCAGGUGGCAGCUCCAACAUCAAACUGGGUUAGAUCUCUACUACUGGUCAAUGGGGGAACUGAGGGCUUCAGGGGAGGGAGGGCCAUCAGGACCUGAGGAGCCAAUAAACCACACCGACAUCCAAACCCUCCACAGUGCCUAACCACGCCACCCCUCGGCCUCAACCUCUCACCUCCUCCUUUACUAUGUCUCAUUCCCACUCUGUCCCUAUCCGUAGCACCCAAACCCAAGAGGAGACACCCAAAAGAUUAAAAACAAAAAUAAUCUGCCUUGUAUGUAGAAAAAAAAACCGUCAACACUCUUUAUUUGAGCACUUUGAUUGUAUUUUUGUAUAGUGUUUUCUACUGUACUUUAUACCAUGU